GUGACCCACAAUGCAGUGCGGCGGACCAAGAUGGCUGCGCCCAGGGGUAGCGUGAGCGACAGCGAGAGCAGCGAGGACGGCGACGCCGAGGAGCUGCAGCGGUGCCGGGAGGCGGCCCUGCCGGCCUGGGGCUGGGGGCCACGCCCGGAGCGGGGGCAGGAGGCCCCAGCUGCGGACCCUUUGCCGGCCGCGCGCCCGAGCCUCAGACAGAAGGCGGACGAGCACGAGCAGGACGGCAACGAGCUGCAGACCACUCCCGAGUUCCGGCUUCAUGUGGCCAAAAAGCUGGGAGCCUUUUUGGACAGCUGCAUCACCAUUUCAGAAUCCAGCCCCAGGCCCGCGCAGGCGCCCGUGCAGACUGAGGCCGGGGAGGACGAUGGCUUCCGCCUCUUCUUCACGUCCAUCCCGGGCAGCCCAAAGAAGGAGGCUGGCCCUCCCGCCGUGAGCAGAAAGCGGCCUCCGUCCAGUUCCAGCAGUGAGUCGGACAGCGGCGACGAGUGGAGGCGAUGCCGGGAAGCGGCGGUGUCCGCUGGGGACAUUCUGCGACAGGGAGCUCAGCCCAUGCUGGCGUCCACGGCAGCGAAGGAACAGGCACCAAAGCAGGCGCAGGCCAGGCCGAACAAGGAAGCGGGUCCCAGAGUGACCACGGAGGAGCAGCCAGGCGGCACGGUCCGGCACAACGGGGAUCAUGCAACGCUCCCCACAAAGAAAAAGAAAAAAAAGAAGAAAAAGCUGAAGGAGAGUGAGCCCUGCCCCAGGCAGAAGGGCCACGGCCCCAGAGUGGCCACUGAGUGACUCUUGUCAAGCUGCCCCUGCUGCUCCCGCCCUGGGAGAGAGGGACGGGCCCUCCGAGAGCCUUGGGAGCCGGGGACUCCUGGGAGCCUUGCCCUGUGUGCCUUCUGUCCUCCAACCAUCCUUCUCAUUCUGCCAGUGCUACAGGCAUAGUCAAGCACCAGGAGAACGCCCAGGGCUGCCAUCUGCACCCUUGGGACUCCUCAUAGCCCUCAGCCACACGAGGUUGGCCUGGGGCACCUGGCACACCGAACUCAAAGCAGCCACUUCACUGGCCAUUCUGGGGCGGGGGAGAAAUGGCUGGAGAGGCCUGGGACAGGAACCUCUGACAUCACUGGGGACAUUCCCCCUCCUCCCCACACUUCCCAGCCCUACAAGCCCCUAGGAACUUUAUAUUUGUUUUCUGAAAAAAAUAUAGGAGUUUUCUGAAAACUUCUAGAAGUGUUUAAUU
Molecule: messenger RNA, 1243 nt
Organism: Sarcophilus harrisii (Tasmanian devil)
Lineage: Eukaryota; Metazoa; Chordata; Mammalia; Dasyuromorphia; Dasyuridae
Gene: C1H12orf43
Product: chromosome 1 C12orf43 homolog
Exons: 6
Coding region: 31-795 (254 amino acids)
Biological process (GO): Spemann organizer formation; Wnt signaling pathway; negative regulation of Wnt signaling pathway
Source: RefSeq, a predicted model, not a curated record